Coccidioides posadasii C735 delta SOWgp is the source of this 1218-nucleotide messenger RNA. RefSeq lists its product as uncharacterized. The record is from RefSeq and is a predicted model, not a curated record. Gene Ontology annotation, cellular component: peroxisomal importomer complex; peroxisomal membrane. NCBI's taxonomy places the organism in Eukaryota, Fungi, Ascomycota, Eurotiomycetes, Onygenales, Onygenaceae. Gene Ontology annotation, biological process: protein import into peroxisome matrix, docking. Gene Ontology annotation, molecular function: signaling receptor binding.
AUGCCUGAUCCGAAGACUCCCUCCAUUCCGAGCUGGCAACUGGCCGCAAACCGUGCCGCGAAAACCCAGGAGGAUACUCCUCCAAGCUCCCCUAACGAGAGCCCAUCAGCAGAUAAGGAGACCUUGCUCGAGCAAGCAUCGCAAUUCUUGCAGGAUGAGUCGAUACGUAAUGCUCCUACGGAUCAGAAAACUGCUUUUCUUGAGUCCAAAGGCCUAAAACAAGACGACAUCAAGAAACUUCUCGGUGUAUCGACGCAUCCAGAGGCGGCAGAGGACAAGAAAGAAGAACCGGCAGCCACAAGUCCAACUUCAGAGGAGCAAUUUACAUCGUCUAAGAAGCCCACGUCUGAGAGUCCCCCCAUUUCUUCGUCUUCGACACUACAGCAGAAUUCUGCUCCCACUCGCGAUAUUCCCCCAAUAAUAACCUAUCCCGAAUUCCUCGCCCAGGCUUCAAAGCCCCCUCCGCUCGUAAGCCUCCAAACGGUCCUAUAUACGUUAUAUGGCGCUGCGGGUCUCGCAUCUACUAUGUAUGGCGCAAGCGAAUUUUUAAUCAAGCCCAUGAUUGCCUCCCUUACCGGCGCGCGACAUGAACUUGCAGAAACAGCACAACGAAACCUUGAAACCCUAAACGAGAAAUUAGAAUUAAACGUUUCUACAAUACCUCCAGCGGCAAUGAAAUCACGAAAACACGCAUCGUCGGACGAGGGAGAGGCGGGAGAAGCAGAUUCAAUCACCUCAGACCCAACAGAGCUUUUCCACAGGGACAUCGCUACCCAAACCAGUCCAGAACUCGAGAACCCCCCUUCGACGUUACCGAAACCAGACUCUCUCACGGAAUCCCAAAAGGCACUAGACACCCACGUCUCCCGCCUUAGCUCCAUAUCCUCCCAGCUCAACGACAUCCUCUACGCCGAAAUGCAAAACGAUCUCUCGAUCAACAACGUCAAGGACCGUAUUUCCAACUUGCAGACCUACCUUGAUAGCCUAGCGUACAGCUCCCCAUCCUAUCUAAGUUCGUCUUUGUAUGGAACGUAUGGCGAUGACUCAAAGGGGGAUAAGCAGGGCAUGUCAAGUGGAGAAGCGGAUGCAAUAGCCGCAUUCAGAGCAGAGGUCAGGAGCGCCAAAGGUGUUUUGUUGAGCGCAAGGAACUUCCCGGCCGGAGUACGCGGGGGCGUCCGUGGGAUGACGAGAAGUGCGACUGCUUCGCAGGGUGCGUGA